Pungitius pungitius (ninespine stickleback) is the source of this 2460-nucleotide messenger RNA. It is a transcript of the gene slc30a9, whose product is annotated as solute carrier family 30 member 9. Lineage: Eukaryota; Metazoa; Chordata; Actinopteri; Perciformes; Gasterosteidae. The record is from RefSeq and is a predicted model, not a curated record. The transcript has 18 exons. Gene Ontology annotation, biological process: transmembrane transport; intracellular zinc ion homeostasis; zinc ion transport. Gene Ontology annotation, cellular component: endoplasmic reticulum; membrane. Bases 172 to 1899 code for a protein of 575 amino acids. Gene Ontology annotation, molecular function: monoatomic cation transmembrane transporter activity.
AGCUCUCGCGAGAAGACGGUCGACGUCACAUGUGAGUCACAGGUCACGUCCACAGUGGCUAUACCGUCUAUUUGACCAUAGAUUAACAAAAUGGAUACAUAUUAUGCAGGACAAACCUCACAAUAGAAAGCCAGUUCCUACACUCCGGUACCGAGCCCCGCGCCAGCGAGGAUGUUCCCCAGCCUGGCCCACCGACCGUGGCACGUCUUCUGCAGGGUGUCCCUGCAGCACCGGGCGCCUCUGUCUCAGCGGUCGCCGAGGUUCCCCCCGCUCUGCUACGGUUGGCAGAGCGGAGGCAUGCACAGCUUGUGGUUCAGCCUCCCGGACUGCCGCCUUGCCUCUCUCGGGCUGGGAAAAGUGCAGUACUACUCGACCUCUGGCAACAGUACCGAUGAUCCCCCCAAAUCUGCAUCCGGUGAUGCUCCAUCAGCAGAGAACAUCCUGUCUGCUGCUGUGAAAGCCACCCCAGCUUCAUUGGAUCCGACAUCUCAGGGGCUGACAAAAGCAGAGACGAUUCAAGUGAAAGUUAGGGCAGUCCUGAAAAAAAGGGAUUAUGGAGCCAAGUACACCAAGAACAACUUCAUCACAGCAGUCAGAGCCAUGAAUGAGUUCUGCCUGAAACCGAGUGAUCUGGAACAGCUUCGAAAGAUCAGGAGACGCAGCCCCCACGACGACACAGAGGCGUUCACCGUCUUUCUGCGGUCGGACGUGGAAGCCAAAGCACUGGAGGUGUGGGGAAGCCAAGAGGCUCUAGCCCGAGAGCGAAAUCUCAGGAAGGAAGUGGAGAGAGAAUACCAAGAGAAUAUUUUUCGUAAUCAACAGCUGUUGAAGGAAUACAAAGACUUUUGGGGAAACACUAAGCCUCGAUCAGACAGGAGGGCGACUUUCCUACAAGGGCCGGGGAAAGUGGUCAUGGUCGCUAUAUGCAUCAAUGGGCUGAAUUUUAUCUUCAAGCUCCUGGCCUGGGUGUAUACGGGCUCAUCCAGCAUGUUCUCAGAGGCCAUCCACUCUCUGGCCGACACCUGCAACCAGGCCCUCCUCGCUCUGGGGAUCAGCCAGUCUGUCCGCAACCCGGAUGCCGGCCACCCGUACGGCUUCACCAACAUGCGCUACAUUGCCUCCCUCAUCAGCGGAGUGGGUAUUUUCAUGAUGGGAGCCGGCCUCUCCUGGUACCACGGCAUCAUGGGAUUGCUGCACCCGGGGCCCGUCGAGUCUCUGCUCUGGGCUUAUUGUAUCUUGGCGGGCUCGCUGGUGUCUGAAGGAGCCACGUUAUUAGUAGCUAUCAAUGAGAUAAAGAGGAGCGCUCAGCUACAUGGAGUGUCUUUUUAUGAAUACGUAAUGCAGAGUCGAGACCCAAGCACCAAUGUGGUGCUGCUGGAGGAUGCUGCUGCUGUGUUGGGAGUCAUCAUGGCUUCUGCCUGCAUGGGCCUCACCUCACUUACCGGUAACCCUUGCUAUGACAGCCUGGGCUCUCUAGGCGUGGGCACGUUGCUGGGCACCGUCUCGGCCUUCCUCAUCUACACCAACACGGAGGCUCUGCUGGGUCGCUCCAUCCCGCCCGAGCGUGUGCAGAAGCUCACCGAGUUCCUGGAGAACGACCCGGCAGUGAGGGCCAUCCAUGAUGUGAAGGCCACUGAUCUGGGGAUGAGUAAAGUGCGCUUCAAGGCUGAAGUUGACUUUGAUGGCCGAGUGGUGACACGGUCUUAUCUGGAAAAACAAGAUAUUGACCAACUCCUCAAUGAGAUUCAGCAGGUGAAGAACCCUGAGGAGCUGGAGAGCUUCAUGCUCAAACACGGAGAGAACGUCAUUGACACUCUCGGGGCCGAGGUGGACCGCUUGGAGAAAGAACUCAAGCAACGUAACCCGGAGGUUCGCCACGUGGACUUGGAGAUCCUAUAAUGGCGGCCGGAUCUCCGCUGAGGGAGCACUCUGCUAUAUAAAGACGAGGAAAGGCCUAAGGAGGGUCAUGCCUGCCUCCGCUAUCUGCCCCCUAUGCUGACCAUGCAAAAACAAACUUCCGUCUUUGCACAUCUCAAGUCUUACUGUAGAGUAGUCCAUACCUGUAAUGGAGGACAGAGUUUGCAUAAUAAUCAAUGAUCCCCUCCUCCCUCCCCCCCCGAGAUCCACUUUCCCAGCGUGUUUCUCACUAAAGACCAACAAGUGUUGUUAGGCGCUUGAAACUGUAAGAGGAUUUGAAAUCUCUGGUCCCAUACGUCUAUGACACAGUCGUCUUGUGGUGGUUUUGAACUCACAUUCCUGCAUUAAUGUGUUUGGGAUUUGGUUGGGGAAAAAAGAGAAAACAGGACCAGGAUAUCAUUUGCUUGACGUGAACUUUUCUUGAAUGUGACGCUUGAACCACAGUGACAGAGUUUCUUCCGUUGGUACGAAGGAAACUUGUGAGCUACCUAUUCAAAAAAGAUUUAACUGCUAAUCGAACUAGAUGGUUUUUUUUUUUUUCUU